GCACAUGCACUGCAUAUCGUGCAUGUUUGUUCGAAUGAUUAUUUCCAGAUUCUCGAUGUGUGAAUUAUUCUGGUUUUACAACCGAUGAAAAAUAUCAUCUUUAUAAUAAUUUAGAUAAAUAUUUAAAGGAAACAUAAUUAGUACUAUAAACACUUGGAACAGUAUUCGGAAAUCCUAUCUCGAGUUGGAACGAUUUUGGGAGCAUAAAUGACCAGCAGAGUUGAACGGUGCGAUCCCGAUUCGGAACCUACUGUUGAGUGGGAUACCUUUUGUCGAUUAUGUUUCGAUGAAGCCAACGAUAUGGUGUUGCUUUUUCCGGACGAUGAUAUGCCUGACCGUGAUCUGCUUUGGAAGAUCUUAGAAUGUGCCACCUUGAAGCUCACAUUUACCGAGGAUUCAGGAGCUCAAAUAUGUCGGAAUUGUAUAGACAAGAUUGGUCAAUUCUGUGACUAUCGCAUGCAAUGUCUUAGAAAUGACAGGAAAAUAAAAGCUAAACGCCUACAGAACCGAACAAUUUCACGAAACAUGGAGGAAUGGCCUGAAGAACGACACACACCGGAAUUACUGCUAGAGCAUCCACAACAACAUGAUGAUGAUCCGCUAGAUAAUUUUGAAAAUUGUUUCAAUGGAAGCAAUGGUAUUAGGGAAGACGUUGAGCUAAAGCAUCCCAUUAUAAAAUUCAGCGAAAGUGUUAAGCAAGAGUUUGCGUCAGAGUACGAACGCCCGUUGAAUUUAUUGCAGAAGCAUGCCGUAGAAGAUAUUGAUCAAGCGGCGGAAACUAGUGAAAGUACCGAAAACCAGCAGCUUCAAUUGAAACUUAAAAAGAAACGAACAAGGAAGAUUCUACUUUACGAAGGGCACAGCUACCAACUGUUAUCAUCUAGGCCGAAAUGGGACUCGAUAACGUGGGGAUGUCUAUGGCGCAAAGCAAAAGAUUGCAAAGGUACAAUAGGUACCAAAGCCAGUGGUCAAAUUCUCGGCAACGUGUUGCCACAUCACAAUCAUACACCAGAGAUAUACAAAGGCAAAAGGUCAAAAGCCGUUCUAAUUCAUGCUUUUCGAGAGGUGGAAAAUAUUUACAUAGAUGAGCCUUACGAGAUUGUGAAAAAUCGUAUAGGCGGGGAUGUGCUCAUGUACGGCGGCGACAGGUAUCCAUACUCGCAUAGUCGCAAGGACGGUUGCCGUAUCUGGAAGUGUGGUUCUCAUCGCAAUUGUACUGUUUCUAUCUAUCUGUGUCCUGACGGAAGAAUUUAUAAAUUAGCCAACAGCAAACAUGCCGAAGAGAAACUUCAAUCGAAGCGCAGACGAACAUUAGACAAAAAUUCGCACAGUUUUACUGAUUUAUCAGCCAAUAUUGAGGAAAUGUACCCAAAUCCAGUGGGGACAUUCAAUUAUAAAAUUAUCAAAAACACCAACAAGCGCAACGUUCUAAUAUACGAAGGCGACCGGUAUAGUUUCUACUAUAGGAAAACCAAUGGUUGGAUCGUAUGGCGAUGUACGGUCUCGCGAGCGUGUCACGCUAUGAUUUAUCAGCUUUCGGAUGAAUCCGUCGUCGUUUUGGGAGAGACAACGCAUGACCAUUUGAAGAUUGCGGUUAGCAUCUAAGUAAUACACACAAAUUAUUGAAUUUCAA
Messenger RNA from Topomyia yanbarensis, 1633 nucleotides. RefSeq lists its product as uncharacterized. The transcript is spliced from 4 exons. Gene Ontology annotation, cellular component: nucleus. The record is from RefSeq and is a predicted model, not a curated record. The coding region runs from base 208 to 1605 and encodes 465 amino acids. NCBI's taxonomy places the organism in Eukaryota, Metazoa, Arthropoda, Insecta, Diptera, Culicidae. Gene Ontology annotation, molecular function: zinc ion binding.